UGUUUCCGGAAUAUAGUGAUGCAAACUGCUUGUUCAUGGAGACGUUAAUCAGUGGAGGUUGCCCAUGUGAAGUUCCUCUUACUAUUAACCAACAGAGUGACUAUUGCCUCCAUCCAGCUAGUCAUGCACGGAUGCUUCUUGGAAAGGAAUUCUUGAGGUUUGAUGCCACGAAUCGCACAACUCUGAGGGGGUUCCACCUAGUUGUGCGUUUCAUUUGAUAACAUAACACUUACCUAAUAAGUCCGAGGAUUCACCACAAAUGACAUGAUAUGAUCCAUACUACCAUUGGCGACACCUGCAGGGGCGAAUGCUUUUACACCAACUGAAACGGGCUAGAAGCCCCACUUUCUUAUAAUGUCGUCGGUCAAUCACACGGUAUCCCCAAUCGUUGGAUUUGUGCCUUAAAUUAACAAGGCGUUGGAUUUGUGCCUCAAAUUAACAGGGCAACCUAUCAUAAUGUUAUAGGAUGUCACAUUAGUUAGAAACUUAAUUGAAUUUUCAUGUUGUAACUAUCGAAUUUGAAUUUUAAGGCAAAUGAGAGAAGUGUGAGAAACAUAAGGAUAAUUACUUUUUAUUGUGUUGGUUAUUAUGUAAAAGUGUUUUUUGAAUUUGUAUUUUUAAGAUAUAAAUUAAUUAAAUAAAU
Rubroshorea leprosula is the source of this 643-nucleotide messenger RNA. The record is from the annotation of a GenBank genome assembly. NCBI's taxonomy places the organism in Eukaryota, Viridiplantae, Streptophyta, Magnoliopsida, Malvales, Dipterocarpaceae.